Molecule: messenger RNA, 8945 nt
Organism: Pangasianodon hypophthalmus (striped catfish)
Lineage: Eukaryota; Metazoa; Chordata; Actinopteri; Siluriformes; Pangasiidae
Product: G-protein coupled receptor 26-like
Exons: 3
Coding region: 1096-2145 (349 amino acids)
Biological process (GO): adenylate cyclase-activating G protein-coupled receptor signaling pathway
Cellular component (GO): membrane
Molecular function (GO): G protein-coupled receptor activity
Source: RefSeq, a predicted model, not a curated record
UCCGUGCGCUCGCGCUUCAUCUCCUCCACACGCGAUCACCGGAACAACGCAGAUACACGUGAGGGAAAGAAGAAGAAAAAAAAAACACCGGCAAUUAUUCCUCUUCAGAGCAGACACCGACACCGACAGCGACAGCGACAGGACUGCGGAUUUAAACUGAUUUAUGACCAAAAUCUGGGAAUCUUUUGCUAUAAAUCGCGCGCGCAUCACUGACCGGAGGAAAAGUGCACAGGCGUGUAGCUUCACGUGAAGGAGGACAGCGUGCACGCGGGGUUCUGCGGGAGUGCGUUAAAAAAUAAAUAAAUAAAAUAAAAUAAAAGGAGUAUUGUUUAAGAACCAGGCCCCUGAAGUGUGGAACUCCUAAUGAUGUACAAGUUGAUGGAGAGGAAGAGAGAAGGAGAGAUGCUCGUCAGAUACACGCGCGUGCAUGAAGCUGCAUCCUGAACACGGCGUCAUGACUUCCUGUAAGGUAAAAUCCUAAAAGCAGCAUCAUGCCGUGGAGCUGCACCGUAGUGAACCGUAGUGUGAUGCCAUCCUGUGAAGACCAGCGUGCUGCCACUGAGAGGACGUCUGACGUCAUUUUACAGUGAAAAAGCGUGAUGCCAUCCUGCAUGAUGCCACUCUGGACUGAACAGUGUGAAGUUGUUUUCUAAUAAACAGUGUGAUGUCAUCCUGGGUGAUGCCACUGUACUAGGAACAGUGUGAUGCCAUGAUGCCACUGUGCAGAGAGAAGUGGCGUGUCAUUCUGUAACCGCGUGAUGCCAUUCUGUCAUUCUACAGUCAACAGUGUGAUGCCAUUCUGUCAUUCUACAGUCAACAGUGUGAUGCCAUUCUGUCAUUCUACAGUCAACAGUGUGAUGCCAUUCUGUCAUUCUACAGUCAACAGUGUGAUGCCAUUCUGUAAGCAACAGUGCAGCAGUAUGUGCGAUGCCACCUGCAGUGAACACUGAGAGGUCACUUUGCAGUGAACAGUGUGAUGCCACCCUGCGUGAUGCCAUUCUGCAGCGAACAGUCUCGUGCCUGAUAAAACAUGCCAUCAUGCCGUCUCGCGAUGAAAAGCAUCAGACUCUCCUGCACUGACUUCUGAGCGGCGCCAUGCACUUGGCAGACGUGCUCGCGUGCAUCGCGGUGCUCGCUGUCCUCGCGGUCUCGCUGCUGUCCAACGCGCUCGUGCUGAUCUGCUUCGCGUGCAGCCCCGAGAUCAGGAAGCGCGCGGCGGGCCUUUUCACGCUCAACCUGGCCACGUGCAACCUGCUGCUCACCGUCACCAACAUGCCUCUCACGCUGCUCGCGCUCGCAGGCCACGCGCAGCCGGGAGGCGACGGGCUGUGUCGCGCGGCCGCCUUCCUCGAGACCUUCCUGAGUGCCAACGCCAUGCUCACCGUGGCCGCGCUCAGCGUGGACGGCUGGAUGGCGGUGGUCUUCCCGCUCAGCUACCGCUCCAGGAUGCGCCACCGGGACGCCGCGCUCGCGCUCGCCUACGCGUGGGCGCACUCCGCGUGCUUCGCGGCGGCCGCAGCGUGCCUCUCCUGGCUCGGCUAUCACGGCCUCUACGCGUCGUGCACGCUGCGCGCCACCGCCGCCGCCGCCUCCAGCGUGCCGUUCGCCGCGUUCACGGUGGCCUUCCACGCGCUCACCUUCCUGCUGUCGCUCGUGGUGCUGUGCGUCGCCUACCUCAAAGUGCUCCGAGUCGCGCGCUUCCACUGCAAGCGCAUUGACGUGAUCACCAUGCAGACCCUCGUGCUGCUCGUGGACAUUCACCCCAGUGUUCGACAGCGAUGCCUGGAGGAACAGAGGAGGCGACGGCAGCGAGCAGCCAGGAAGAUCAGCACAUUCAUCGGCACUUUUGUGCUUUGCUUCGCACCCUACGUGAUCACAAGGCUUCUGGAGCUUUGGCCUGCAGUUCCUAUAAACCAGCACUGGGGGGUGCUGUGUAAAUGUCUGGCCUACUGUAAAGCAGCAUGUGAUCCCUUUGUCUACUCCCUACUCCGGCACCAGUACCGGAAAGCCUGCACUGACAUCAUCAACCGGAUCCUAAAACGCAGAUCUAUGAACUCGUCAGACGAAUGGCAGCGAGCAAACGGUCCCAACACCGUCGUUCAGGCCAUGGAGCUACCGGGAACACUGAAGGAAUGUACAGCGUAAAAAAACGCUGGGUGUAAUGAUGAUGAGGAGCUUCUACGCACAAGAACUGUGAAGAUUCCACUCUGCUGUCGGAUCCUAGCAAAACAAUUCACUGGAGAUUCCAGAACGGUCCGUUCUCUAGAAAGGACAAUUCAAGAGUUUCAAGGAUUUUUUAAACAGAAGAUUCUGGAGAAAUUUGGAGAAUUCAGGUUUCUACAAUAUUCUGGAGAGUUCUGCAGAGUGCUGUGUCCUACAGUGGAUGUUAAACACUUCCAGAGCACUAGGUUUUCUAAAUCAGAAGAUUUUGAGUGUUCUGGAGAAUUCCACAUACUACAAGUGGAGGUCUCUUUUCAGGGGAGUUCCAGACAGAGAUGUAUUCUCCAUGUUUUAGGGAAUUCCAUUGUCUAAAACGUGAUUUUACCAGAGAAUUUCAGUCUCUAAAUGUCUCUAUCUUUACAUUUUAAAGAGUUUUAAAGAACUGGAGAGUUUCAUUCUUUAGAGCACUAUAUCCUUGAGAGUUCUUAUGGAAGAUUUUGGAUUGUUAUAGGUCUGAAAGAGUCCUGGAGGAUGAUAUCUUCUCAGUAGUUCUACAGAAUUCUAUUUUCCACAAUGAUGGAAUCGGGAGAGUUCAAUUUCCAGUAUUCACAGAAAAAGACAAUUAUAGGAAUUCCUGGUUAAUUCAGUUCUUUAGAGUGAAAGAUUUUUACAAGGUUUCCAACAUUACAAUUAAUCUAAAAUCUAAAAAAAAAUCUAGAGAGCCGAGUUCCCUAGAAUGUUGAAGGCACGAGAGUUUUAGAGAGUUCCUUAGAUUUCUUGUGAGUGGACUAUUUUAUAGAGUUAUGUUGUUCACAGCAUAAUAUUCUAGAGUAUUCUAGCCUCUGGAGCGAAACUUUUCCACAGCUCACCAUGUAAAAUUUAGAGAAUUCCAUGGCAUUAUGGAGAGAGGAUGAUUUUAGAGUUCAGUUCUCUAAAAUGUAAGAUUUUACAGGGUUUCAGAGAGUUCCAUCAAUCUAAAAUGCAAAAAAAUUUCCAGAGAGCCCUAUUUCCUGGGAAGAAAAUAAGCCAGUUCUGGAGAAUUCUGGAGAGUGGACAUUUUUAAAGAGUUAAGUUGUCUACAGUAGAAUUUUCAAGAGUUCAGUUCUAGUGUGUGUGUGUAAAAUCUUCCAGACAGUACCAUGCGAAAGUGUUUGCCCAACUGCCUUGAAUGUAGAGUUCAAGAGACUUCUAGAGAGUGCAAUCUGGAGAGUGGAAAGUUUUAUAGAGUUAUGCCUACUAGAACCGAAUACUCUAGAGAAUUCAAUUUUAUUCUCUAGAGUGAAAGAUUUUACUGGGUUUCUUAGAAUUCCAUCCAUCUAAAAUGCAAAAAAAAAUUUCCAGAUAGAGUAAUAACCUAGAAUACAGAAUUCAAGAGAGUUCUGGAGACUAGACAGUUUUAUACAGGUAUGUUGUCCAUAGCAGGAUAUUUUAAAGAGUUCCAGUGUCUAGAAUUGAUGAUUUGACCGAGUUCCAGAGAUUUUAUUUUCCAGAAUAUAUAUUCUUAAGAUUUCUGGAAAGCUCUUCUCUCUAGAAUCCAAGAUUUGAAAGCAUUCCACUCUAGAGGAAAACAUAUUAGAGGAGUGCACAUCAAUCACAUCUAUACAUCUUUCCACAUCUAUACUGACUUUUCUACUGAUUUCUCCUGCUUGCUUAGGACUUCAUUGGUAGCUGUGUGUUUUAAGAUUCCUCUAAAAAUGGUAAACUGCAAGGUCAAUGUCAUGACAGGAUAUAUAUAUAUAUAUAUAUAUAUAUAUAUAUUUGUUCCAAAUACUGAUGAAGAUUCUUGUAUGGAUUUCGGAGGACAUCAUCUAAACGGGUUGGUGGAAGCUUACAUCUGUCCAUGUCUAUAGGACACUGUGAGAUGACACCAUUUCCAAUAGCAUUGCAUGAACAAGAAUGGAUGAUGAAUCUGAAAUGUAGCACCGAUAUCUAGCUCAACCUGUGCUCCUUAGACCGGAGUCUAGUGCUGCUAUCGUCUGUGAUAUGUACAGAGAAAACCUUUUCAUUUUAACAGAAUCAUUUGAACAACAAGACCCUGUUAGGUUUUAGAAAAUAAAGUCUUAUCUACUGACUUGGGACAAUCUGACACACUGGACCGUACUGCAGAACGAAUGGUGGGGAAAUCGACGUGGGCUUCAGCAGAGCCCUCUCAUCCGUGAACAGCACGAUCUCUCUUGAAACUUUCAUUGUUUCCCCCCACACGCUCGAGCCGACUCUCUCAGAAACCAAUUAAACCACGGCUGGCAGCUGAGAGAGAGAAAAGAGAGAGAGAAUGCUACGCUCCCUCCUGGCCUCUCAGACUGUCGGAUUAAUUGACAGAGUUUCCCUGCUCCAGGACAGGCGAAAGGACAAAUCACCUCCGCUGUGUGUUUAGUGCCUUCUUCCUCCAGUGUAAUUGAAUUUAGAUUGAGAUCAGCUAGCACCAUGGCUAAUACGAGACUAUUUAUACUCCAAGCUGUGGAUAGUGUUUAUUUGUGAUGGUCAGAACAAAGUGUGUUUUGGGACUAAAGUUAGAAUCUGUAGCUCAUUUUAUUAGAUCAAACGUGGUCGCGUUACGCAUGAAUCCGUUUUCUUAUCUACGAGUACUUUUGAAAUGACUAUGACCUAGCAACCAACUACCUCUUCGCAUAUUUAGUUCAGUUUAUAGUGAGUAAAGAAUGAUGAAUUUGUUCGAAAAUGAAAAAUCAAGAACCCAUGAAAUCAAAACCGGUUAAAAUCAUUAUACCCCAUGAAUUCAUCACACCCUUUCCCCAAAAAACUAAUUCUGUCAGUUAUCAAUCUAAAUACUACCACAGCACUGUUGAAUUCUCGACUCUGAUUGGUCAGAAAGUGUUGAUGAAAUUUCUAUAGCAGCUUUAAGUUCUAAUACGUUAUCGUUUCUAUAGUAACGGCUCAUUCACAGGGACUUGUACAGCAGACGCUCCACAUAAACCGAUAAAAAAAAAACAAAACAGGUUAUCGUUGAUAUGGUGAAGUUUUCUUUUCUGUAAGGAGACAUUUAUUUAACAUUUAUGGAAGGAGUCUCCAGUGUCAGCACUUUGUAACGGUCAGAGUUAAAGCUGAAACUAAGGUUUCAGAACUGCGUUGUUUGUCUUAUUAACUUCAAAAGAGGAAAAAAGAGAAGCUGCUGAGGGAAUGAUGUUUAUAGCUACUAUAAUGUAAGUGAGAACAGGAACUAACUUGUUUUGUGGAAUAUAAAAUGUAACUAUAAACGGAUAAAUGUAUGACGUGUCGUCCUUUAAUUAAUAUUUUUAAAAAUUUUCAAAUUACUGUGGUAUAAGAGAAAUAAAACAUUUUGGGACAUGCUGUUACAGGAAAAUAAUCAACUUCACUGUGGUAAGAGUUUUGAUUAUUUUCCUGCAACAGCAUGACACUGGGUGUUUUAUUCCGUAUUUAAUAAAUAACUUGCUGCAAACCCUAUUUUUGGUUGCUAAUGGUACAAAACACACUGCUAUGUCUUGGCUAGCCUCCAUUUUUACCUAGCUGGCUAAGCUACCAUAAUGAUCUUGAGAUUUAUUGGCUAACUUCCUGUUUCAAAAGGAAAUUUCAUAGGCACUUUAAACAUUUCACUUCAUCUAUAGAAGGAAUGAUAUACGGACUCACAUUCUGAUUCCGAGUUUGAUUGAUGUUCUUGGAAAACCAGUGAUGAAAAUUUAUUGGACUUAUUGGUCAUGAAAUCUGUGUGUGUGUGUGUGUUAGAUAACGUGAAAAACCUUUGCAUCGGAAAUGUGAAGUCUUUUGUAGCAGAGUGUUAAAUGGAUCUCACUGUUGUAGCUUCAGGCUUUAUUAGAUAUGUAAAGUUAAGUGGUUAUACUAUCAGCCAUGGUAUCAGCCAUUUUGUUUUUCAGUUCUCCUUUCAUUCUUUUAUACUUCUAUAUAUAUUUUUUAAUUCAUUACAUUCCUACAGCCCAUUAGUGUGACUCUAGGACAUAUGGGAAGAAGUAUGUGCCUAUUAUAAUAAUAAUUUUAUACAAUAUAUCACACAACAUUGUUAUCAAGGACAACAGUGUCAAAGAGCAAUCCAACAGUCUGAGAAAGAUUGAUGAAUAACUUUAUUUUAAAUAUGUUAUUUGGUGAUAAUAAAUAAGACAAGGCAAUUAUCCUGAUGAGAAACGUACCUGGAUGCUAGCGUGAUCUCAUUAGCACGUUAUUAGCUGUGCUUUCGGUGAAUCAUUUCCACACGCCCACGCCGACUUUCCCCUCUCGACUCUGAAGUGUGUAUCAGCUACACCACAUCACACAAACGUCCACUCGUAGCAGAAGAGGAUUUUUCAACAGGAACACACACUCGACCUUGUAGGCAACGACAAACUAGUUAAAGCAGUUUCCUCAGAGAUUUGUUUCCUGUUAACUCUGUACACUGCAAAUAUUAACACACGGAAUAAAACACUUCAGGGACGUGCUGUUGUAGGAAAAUAAUACUUCAUGAGUACGAAGAAAAUCAGCAAAGCUUUUGUUCAGAUUGACGAAAGCAUUUACACAGAACUUUACUAAAUGAUUGAUAAAUGAAGCCAAAUCUAUCUAUUUUGUCAUGGAGUGUGUUACCAUAGAAACUGCUAAUUUACAGGUUUCAGUAAACGCACAGCUCCGAGUACAAUCUCUGUGCCGUAAUCCCAUAAAUGCAGAAAGGCAAAUCUACUAUGACGGAAAUUCACUUUAUUUAGGAUAAAAUGUUUAAAGUUGACAUUUCAAAAGCUAACCUUUUAGUUUCCUUUCCAUUCUCACUGACAUUUCAGUUCUGCUCGUGAAACUCAAAUAUGAAAACCGGAUAUUAAACAGUAGGGUGUUCGUUUAAGGAGCCAGUAUUUGUUCAGUCCCACUGUAGGAAGCAGAUUGUGUAAUAUUAACAUGUUUUUAUAUUCAUGGUUUUGCUAAUCUGACAUAUUAGCAGUGUUAACCCGCUAACGCAGCUAGCGCAGCUUUUCAUAUUAGCAGUCCUUCACAUUCAAAUGUACUGACAGGAUUUUUCUCCUGUCACCAAGAUAAAGCUCAGAAAAUCUGUCUGAGGCGUUCGUUGUUUUAUACACACACACACACACACACACCGGGAGAUGAUGGUUCUCUGAGGAAUGGGAAAUUACAAUGAGAUGAAAAUCUGCUCGUCUGAAAAGGUCAUUUGGGGUCAGUGAACGUGUCUUAUGUGUCUGACCUGCAGAAGGAGCUCCUGUUAAAAACGAAUUACAGUCACAGCAUGAGUGGAAUUUAAUAACAGCGCUGUGCUGUGCAUCUGAAACGAUGUGAGGAGCAGUUCCACUCCGACGUUAGGAUCUCAGUCAGUGUGUCGGGUAUAACUGAAAUCUAACAGGAGUCUCCACCUCUUUUACCUGAAUGUUAAAUUUAGGUAUAACAAUUAAUAAAUAGAAAAUUAUUUAAAGAACUUUACAAACCACCAAAAAGGCUAGUCAUGCUAAGCUUUGUCAAGAACUUAUUAUUUUCAUGCAAUUUGCCUGACAUGGCAGGCAACCAAUCACAAACCUUAAACUCCCAAUCUCUUUAAAAUUGUUUUUUAAAGACAGGAUUCUGUGAUUCUUUUCAGUGGAGUAUCAUAGUAUCAUGCUCCAAAAACUCCAAACUGUGGUCAAAUAUUUGUUUUCAGUGAGUGCUGUGAGCCAAUCAGAUUGCACCCUUCGAGAUUCUGAAGCUUGUGGCCAGAAAAGUUUACACAAGAUAUCAGACACUCUUAUCCUGUCUGUGUGUAUGAUUUUCACAAUAUUUACAACACACAUAGUAAAGGCGUAAGGGACCAAUCUGUAACAGUUACGACAAAAAGUAACCCGUUACACAGAAAAUAAUUUUGAGAGUAAACAGAAAUGUUUCAGUGGUUGCUUCAGAACAACGAGCUGUACCACUUCAUUACUGUUAAGUCUUUCGGGCUUUAUUGCUUGACCUUCCUCAUUACAAUGCUCAUUACAUAUUCAUUCAUCAUGAAGAGAAAGUUGAAGUAUCUAGGCGAUUUUUGUAAAUGAGCUCUCUAGCUUAGUCUUGUGUUUUAAAUGGAAUUAGACAUAUUGCAGUUUAGGAUGGAUCCAGUUAUUACUGAAAAUGGAGCACACCCAUGCUGCGUCAUCAUUAUUUCCAAAAUAUAGUUUCCAUCUUCCUUGAAUGUCUUCUGUUUAUUUAUUUGACCAACAUUUAGUCCAUUUGAAGAGUCUGAAUCAAAGUCUGGUACUUUCUGAUUCGUUACUUUUGGGUUUGCACAUAAUUUAAUUACCAACAAUAAAAAAAUACAUUGGCUGAGGGAUAUGUAGACCAGAAAACAACGCUCUCAUAAAACACAAGUUUUCCAUUAAACGCACUAAACACUGUGCACGUUAAAACGCACAAUGAUGGCUGCCAGUUUUACCAUUUCCCACGACCCCUGAACGUAAUGACGUAGCUCCAUUUGUUUUUUUUUCAGUAAGAGCUCUUUGAGGACUUCUGUAUGAUUUCAUUUUCCAUCUGCAGAACUUUUGCACAGAAUAGACUAGGAAUACACUUGAAUGAGAAACGUGUAAUUGUGAUGUUCCUCGGUGAAAUUAAACAGACUGUGUGGAUAUUUAAAGAGCAUUUCUCUUGUAUAUGGUGAGGUUUAGUUUUAGACAUUUGAGAAAAAUGCGUGAACAAUAUUUUUGUGUAAUCUAUUCUGAAAUUCAUAAGAAAUGUUUUAGAACAUGUGAUGAAGUGGAUUUUUUUUUUUUUUUGGCUUGUUUUUUUAUAGUAAUGUAAAUAAGUAGAUGAACGGAAACGUCUGUAUUUUGACCUCGGGAAAUAAAGUACAUGAAAUAAAGCUGGUAUUACUAUUUAAA